GGCGCUCCCCUCUGACGAUGCCCGGGGCUUGGUUCCUUCUCGCAGCAGCGCAGUCGGGGGAGAAGGUGAAGUGACGGGGGAGCAAAUUGGAUUUGCAGCAGGGGAGACAGCUUCUUCACCUUUUCUCUGAACUGCUUAGGAAACAAGACGCAGACCAUGCUCGGCAUUUGAGAACCCAGCCUGUGCCUUAGAACGCAAUGUCCCUGCUCUUCCCUUGCUCCAAGUCCAUUGUCUCCGGCAAGAAGGACAAGAGACACAUGGCGGAAGUCAACGCCUCCCCGCUCAAGCACUUCGUCACCGCCAAGAAGAAGAUCAAUGGCAUCUUUGAACAGCUGGCUGCCUACAUCCAGGAGAGCUCAGCAUUCCUGGAGGAAACGCACAAGAACGUGGAGCUGGACCCCAUCACCACAGAGGAGCAGGUGCUGGAGGUCAAAGGCUACCUGUCCAAGGUGGCCGGCAUCAGCCAGGUGUUGGCCCGGCGUCACAUGAAGGUGGCCUUUUUCGGACGGACGAGCAACGGGAAGAGCACAGUAAUCAAUGCCAUGCUGUGGGACAAGGUCCUUCCCUCGGGCAUCGGACACACCACAAACUGCUUCUUGCGCGUGGAGGGGACAGAGGGCCAGGAUGCCUUUCUGCUCACCGAGGGGUCCGAGGAGAAGAAAAGCGUCAAGACAGUCAACCAACUGGCUCACGCUCUCCAUCAAGACGAAGUCCUGACUGCCGGAGGAAUGGUCAGCGUCAUGUGGCCAAACUCCAAGUGUCCCCUCCUCAAAGAUGACCUGGUUUUGAUGGACAGCCCCGGAAUCGACGUAACCACUGAAUUGGACAGCUGGAUUGACAAGUUCUGCUUGGACGCUGACGUCUUUGUCUUGGUGGCAAACUCCGAGUCGACCCUGAUGCAGACGGAGAAGCAGUUCUUCCACAAAGUCAACACCCGGUUGUCGCGGCCCAACAUUUUCAUCCUGAACAACCGAUGGGAUGCCUCUGCCUCCGAACCGGAGUACAUGGAAGAGGUCCGGCGCCAACAUAUGGAACGCUGCACCAGCUUCCUGGUGGACGAGCUGGGCGUGGUGGAUCGGGCCCAGGCCGGCGACCGCAUCUUCUUCGUCUCCGCCAAAGAGGUGCUGAGCGCCCGAAUCCAGAAGGCGCAGGGGAUGCCCGAAGGAGGCGGGGCACUGGCAGAAGGGUUCCAAGUGAGGAUGUUUGAGUUCCAGAACUUUGAGAGGAGAUUUGAGGAAUGCAUCUCUCAGUCGGCGGUGAAGACCAAGUUUGAGCAGCACACGGUCAGAGCCAAGCAGAUCGCGGAAGAGGUCCGCCACAUCAUGGACUCGGUACAUGUGGCUGCCCAGGAACAGAGGAUUUACUGCCUGGAGAUGCGGGAGGACCGCCAGGAGCGCCUUGGCUUCAUCGACAAGCAGCUGGACCUGCUCACUCAAAACUACAAGCUGAAGAUCAAGCAGAUCACAGAAGAGGUGGAGCGGCAGGUCUCCAACGCGAUGGCGGAAGAGAUCAGACGCCUCUCUGUGUUGGUGGACGACUUCCAGCUAGAUUUUCACCCAUCUCCCGUAGUCAUUAAAGUUUAUAAGAAUGAACUCCACCGGCACAUUGAGGAGGGUCUCGGCCGGAAUAUGUCUGACCGCUGCUCCAGCUCCAUCACGACGUCCCUGCAGACGAUGCAACAGGAGAUGAUCGAUGGCUUAAAGCCCCUCCUGCCAGCCUCCCUGAGAGGCCAGAUAGACAAGCUCAUUCCCCGGCAGUGCUUCGCGAUGAGCUACGACCUCAACUGCGACAAGCUCUGCGCCGACUUCCAGGAGGACAUCCAGUUCCACUUCUCUCUCGGCUGGACGAUGCUCGUGAACAGGUUCCUGGGACCCAAGAGCACCCGGCGGGCCUUGAUGGGCUACAAUGACCAGGUUCAGCGUCCUCUGCCUUUGACUCCAGCCAACCCAAGCCUGCCUCCCUUACCUCAGGGAUCCUUGACUCAGGAAGAGCUGAUGGUCUCGAUGGUCACUGGGCUGGCCUCUCUCACAUCCAGGACCUCUAUGGGCAUCCUCGUGGUUGGAGGAGUGGUCUGGAAGGCUGUGGGCUGGAGGCUGAUCGCCCUUUCUUUUGGCCUCUAUGGACUGCUGUAUGUCUAUGAGCGUCUCACCUGGACCACGAGAGCGAAGGAGAGGGCUUUCAAGCGGCAGUUUGUGGACUACGCCGGCGAGAAACUCCAGCUCAUCGUCAGCUACACGGGUUCAAACUGCAGCCAUCAAGUUCAGCAAGAGCUUGCCGGGACCUUCGCCCAGCUCUGCCAGCAGGUUGACGUGACGAGAGAAGAUCUCGAGAAGGAGAUCACGGCCCUGAAUCAAAAGAUUGAGAUCUUGGACUCCCUGCAGAGCAAAGCCAAGCUGCUCAGGAAUAAAGCCGGUUGGUUGGACAGCGAGCUGAACAUGUUCACACACCAGUACUUGCAGCAGAGCAGAUAAGCGAGGAAAGGCAGAGGAGGAGGGCAGAUAUUUCUGCUCGCCACUUAAGGACCCGCUUGCAGAACCUGUUCCAGGUGGUGGGGAUCCCCCCCCCCCCAGAGCCACAGAGGAGACAAUCGCUGCCCCGUCUCUCCUUUUCUGCCAUGAGACUGAGAGAAUCACACGGCCUCUGCAUGGUUUAUCCAUUUCUAAACCCCCCACCCACUCACCCACCCCAGUUUAUUUUAGAGUCCUCCUUCCCCACCCCUUCUUCCAGUAGUGGUAAUAAGCUAAUAAUUAGCAGGAGAGAAAAUGCCUGUGUUUAUACACUUACAAGGAGGAAUGACAAAUCUGGUCUGCUUCCCCCUCUUCUUUGCCUUUUAACAACAAUGAAAUGUCAAGAUCAA
Lacerta agilis (Sand lizard) is the source of this 2857-nucleotide messenger RNA. It is a transcript of the gene MFN2, whose product is annotated as mitofusin 2. Lineage: Eukaryota; Metazoa; Chordata; Lepidosauria; Squamata; Lacertidae. Bases 198 to 2471 code for a protein of 757 amino acids. Gene Ontology annotation, molecular function: GTP binding; GTPase activity. Gene Ontology annotation, cellular component: mitochondrial outer membrane. The record is from RefSeq and is a predicted model, not a curated record. Gene Ontology annotation, biological process: mitochondrion localization; mitochondrial fusion. The transcript has 19 exons.